AUGCCCAAAACCCUCCAGCCAUAUAGCAUGAGGCUAGUCAUCGACUGGUUCGAGCUCGAGGAUGAUGCCUAUCCCGACGUCGGCUUGCCGCUAGGCAUCACCGUCUUUGUCGAACUCCAAGUUGAGCCUGACUCUGUGUUUACGGUGAUGAGAGAUGUUGAAGGUGUGAUCAACCUCGAAUCGACUUGGUACAAAGGUGUCACGAAGAUUGCAGAUAGAGCGCCGGCGUCGAGCGUUGAAGAUGUCGAAGACCAGGAUACGAGUCUCAAGACUGAGGAGGAGGACCACAAUCUUGAUGCUCGAGGAGAUUCGUAUUCUGCAGACGAUCUCGACGAAGGCGAGAGCUUCGCAUCAUCCACAAGAAGCUCAGAUACCGUGCGACCCUCUACAAUCAGACCAAAACUAAGCAGAAUCCCUAUCCGCAAAUCAGGCACAGACGGCACAUUCGACGACCUCGAUCUCGAGCUCGAUAUGCCCCCAAGCCCAACACUGUCAUCUCAAGAUUCAUUACCCUGGUACUCCACCAAGGAUACCGGCGAUAAUCACAUGGACGACGAAAACGGCCCGACAGGAAUCGACCUCGACGACCUAUUCACCGAUCUAGAAGACAUCUACCAUCCCUUCCUGCGCUACGAGAAUGGCAACAUCACAUUACACGCCGCCCGCGAAGUCGAGCCGGGGUUUUAUCAAGUCGAAAUCGCAUUUUAUCGGCAUUUUGUCAGGGACACGCAAGGCUGGUAUGGCGUUGAUUUGUGUGAUGUCGUCAAAAGCUGUCCCCCUAUUCCGGGCAAACUCGUCUUUAAUAUUCAAGACCACCCUUCACUGUAUCCCGACAUCAUUGGUCCUGACGAUCUGCACGACAUGGAAGAUGGUUCCCGCGAAGCCACUUUCGAUCCAAGAGAGGAACCCUACCUGGCAUUCUGGGCGUGGACGCAUGCUACAUAUCUCGAGUUCUGGGGCGAUGGGAAAGUUGACAACAAUUAUUAUGAUGAUUUGAUUGCGCCGAAUGCGUAUUUGGAUUCAGAUGAAUUGGUGGACUAUGUGGAUUUUAUGUUUAAGACGAGGGAUGAUGAGGAGGUGGUGGAUGGGGCGAGUGAGAUGGCUGAGACGCCGGAAAAGGUUGCGCAGUCGAAACAAUAUAUUUCGCCUAUUGCCGACCAAGAAGAUGAUGAUGAAGAUGAAGAGGAGGAGGAGCAGGAGGAGAAAGAUGGCCAGGUCGAUGGUUUGAUACUGGGGGAUGUCACGGAAGUGAAUGUUGAUCAUGUCGUGUCUGGUCUUGAGGAGCGCCCCAUGUCUCCUAUUCCUGAAGAGGAGGAGUGCGAAAGUGGGGAUGAUGAGGAUGUGAUAUGGGAGGAUGUUCCGAUACCAGGUGUUCAGAAUUUUGAAUACAAUCCCGAGGAGGGCCCCGAGACGGCUAAAAAGGGGGGAGUUGAGGAUAUGUUAAUGGAUAAUGUCACAACACCGAAUGUUAAAGAUGAUGCAUCACAAUCUGAGGAGACCGUCAUCGAAGAAGAGGCCCAUGAUGUGAUCCUGAAGGAUGUCACGGCACCAUAUGUCGACAAUGUCACGCUCGAAUCUGAGGAGCUCCCCAAACCGCCUACUUUUAGAGAAAAGGCGGAAAGUUCCACAUCGGAGGAUAUCACAUCAUCUCACGACGACAAUCCCCCUCCUCUUUCUCCUGACGGCAAACCCCCUGCUGAUGACAGUAAAGAAAACAACCUCAAACUCAUCACCUUUUACCACCCGCUUCCCCCACCCCCUCUCCCUACCUAUGCAGAAGCCCUAGAAGGCUACGAAAAAUAUCAAGCCAUGAUGACCUCACGAGCAAUCCUUCGAAGACGCGCGAUAUUCUGUCUGUCUCGCAUCUUACCCGCACUAUUCGUCUUGGUGUUCACGAUAUGCGCAUGUAUAGGUGGUCCGCCCACAACGAUCUCAACGCCGACGGCUACGUUGCAAACGGUCAGGUACUACGCCAACCAUCUGGGCGGGAUGGGGUACAAUGCAUUGAUGCAAGUGCCGACAUUUGCUGAUUUCGGUGCAUAUCAUCAGCGUGAUUGGUAUGAGGAUGGCGUGGCUUUGUUGGAGAGUGGAAAUGAGGGCGAAGAUUUGGGCGAUGUCGAGGUUCAUUUGUGGUGGAAGUUGGUUGAUGAAACGCUGGAAAUAGCGGGUAUUGCUGAUUCUCCUGCUGUGCCUGAGUCUGCCGAGCCGGUGGUAGAGAGUGUGGUAUCACCAUCAAGAUCAGAGCUUGAUGCAAAGAGUCCACCUCCUGAGAUUGCGGCAGAGGCUUUAACACCGAAUAUGUCAACUCCCGUGCCUGCGCCGGACGUCAAAACACCAGUCCAACCAGAAACAGCAUCAUCCUUCAACGCAACAACAGCAGCCCUCUCUCUCGCCAUCAAACCACCUCCCCUCCCACGCCUCUGUCCCAACCGACACCGGCAACCCAACACUCCCUACCCACCCGACUGCCCUCUUCCUUCUCCCCCAAAACCAGCCCUAACCAUCCUCGCCGACCUCACACAGGAGAUAUUCCGACACAUCGCCUGCUCCACCUCACCGAUAUGCACAAUCUCACGCAUAAGCGACAAAUACGAGCAUCCUGGGGACAUAUUUGCGCGGUUUCAGUGUGAUGGGAAAGGUGGAUGGGAGCCGGAGACAAGGAGGGAUGGAUUUGAUUGGGGUUUGGGUUGGGUGCCGGAUGAAUGUAGAUUGCUAUGA
Messenger RNA from Talaromyces amestolkiae, 2718 nucleotides. RefSeq lists its product as uncharacterized. The transcript has a single exon. Bases 1 to 2718 code for a protein of 905 amino acids. The record is from RefSeq and is a predicted model, not a curated record. Lineage: Eukaryota; Fungi; Ascomycota; Eurotiomycetes; Eurotiales; Trichocomaceae.